AUGGCAGCAAACCGAAUGUUUAUCUUACUGGCUCGCACCCAUUCACAAGGACAGAAGUGUUUCAAGACUAUUACGGAUGAUCAAUCUCACCUAUGGCAUCGCAGGUACGGACAUUUGAGCUGGAGCGGUUUGAAAAUCCUUCAACAAAAGAAAAUGGUGAAGGGCUUACCAGAAUUCCAAGCACACACGAAAGUUUGUGAAGAGUGUUUGGUGGGAAAGCAACAACGAGAUCCAUUUCCAAAGAAGAGGACGUGGAGGGCAUCUCAGAUUCUUCAACUUGUGCAUGCAGACAUAUGUGGGCCUAUUAAUCCGAUCUCCAACAGUAAGAAGAGGUAUCUCUUGUCUUUUAUUGAUGAUUAUAGUAGGAAAACAUGGGUUUACUACUUGGUUGAGAAGUCAGAAGCUUUUAACAUUUUCAAAAGUUUCAAAGCUAGGGUUGAAAAGGAAACCAGUUUAAGCAUAAGGAAUCUGCGUACAGAUCGUGGGGGUGAAUUUAUUUCACUGGAGUUCACAGCUUUUUGCAACAUGAAUGGAAUUCAAAGGCAGUUGACAGCUGCCUACUCUCCCCAACAGAAUGGCGUCGCGGAAAGGAAGAAUCGAACUAUUAUGAACAUGGUUCGAAGCAUGCUUACAGAAAAGAACAUCCCACGAAGUUUCUGGCCAGAAGCAGUCAAUUGGACCAUCCAUGUUCUCAACAGAAGCCCAACUCUAGCAGUGAGAAACAUGACACCAAAAGAAGCUUGGGGUGGCUCCAAACCCUCAGUGGAGCACUUCAGGGUUUUUGGGUGUUUAGCACACGUGCAUGUUCCUGAUGGCAAGAGAAUUAAACUCGAUGACAAGAGUAUGAAGUGCAUCCUACUAGGAGUCAGUGAAGAAUCCAAGGCUUAUCGUUUUUUUGAUCCAAUUUCCAAGAAGAUAGUGAUAAGUCGUGAUGUUAUUUUUGAAGAAGAUAAAGCUUGGGACUGGAGUGACAAUCACCAAGAAUCAAUCAUGGCUGAUCUUGAGUGGGAAAAGAAUGAAGAAGCAGAGAGCGAGGAAUCUGAUCAUAAUGAUAAGACAGACACGACUGACAUAGAAGGAUGUGUUCGAAGACCACCGGCUUGGAUGAGAAACUACGUGAGUGGAGAUAGUCUCUCCGAGGAGGAAGGUAUGGCUCAUCUAGCUUUAUUUGCUGAGUUUGAUCCUAUUACUUAUGAAGAAGCUGUAAAAAGUGAAAAAUGGAAGAAGGUAAUGGAUGCAAAAAUUGAGGCGAUAGAAAGGAAUAACACAUGGGAGUUGAUAGAGAUGCCAUCAAAAGGAAAAAUAAUUGGGGUCAAAUGGAUUUACAAAACAAAGCUCAACAAGAAAGCAAGGAAUGGCUGGACUGUUUAUCAAUUAGAUGUCAAGUCGGCUUUUCUACAUGGUGAAUUAAAUGAAGAGGUGUUCAUGGCACAACCUCCAGGCUAUGAACAAAAAGGGCAUGAGCACAAGGCUCCUCGAGCCUGGUACAGUCGCAUUAAUUCAUAUUUCAUGAAGGAAUGA
Messenger RNA from Prunus armeniaca (apricot), 1521 nucleotides. Lineage: Eukaryota; Viridiplantae; Streptophyta; Magnoliopsida; Rosales; Rosaceae. The record is from the annotation of a GenBank genome assembly.